Messenger RNA from Octopus bimaculoides (California two-spot octopus), 1478 nucleotides. RefSeq lists its product as uncharacterized. The record is from RefSeq and is a predicted model, not a curated record. NCBI's taxonomy places the organism in Eukaryota, Metazoa, Mollusca, Cephalopoda, Octopoda, Octopodidae.
ACUUUCGUUCGUUUGUUUCGGUAACACUCAAAUUAUGAAGUUUCUUGAUGAAAAAGUGUCAUGACAAUUUCUCCUUGUUUACAGCUGACUUGACAGCGGUGACACACGUAAAGAAUCCCUUGUAUUUUAUAAGACAUACACAAACGUUUUCUUAGAUAAAAUAUUGUUAAAAAAGACUAAACAGUAGAAUUUUAAAUCAAAAACCUUGAAGAAAUCGCCUAUAUUAUGAUUACGGAGGGUAGAACAAUGACAAUUUAGAGAUUCUUUGUAUUUUUCUCUUUAUAAAUUGUGCAUAAAUAUCACGAAUUUGUUUACAUACAUUUUGGUAACUAGGGUAAUAUCCCAUGAUAUAGUCAUUGUUGUUUACAUCGAACACGUGUUGUUAUACUAUACUUAUCGGCAUAAUUAUUUUACCUGUCUAUCAUUCAUAUCAUUCUAAAGAUUUUUGCAUUAUAGGGUUGAUCCAAGAUAGAAUGAAGGCUGUAUAAACUUUAGAGUAUGCUAACUUCUACAGAGUAGCUAUCAUGUCACUGCAUUCACCAGAAUGUGGUGAAUCUUCAUCAGAUGUGCAUUCUUCUGACCCUCUUUAUUCCGAUUCAUUUGAGAGCCUGUCUUCAAGUAAUGAAGAAGAUGACAAUAUCAACAAUGGCAGUUUCAAGGAAAAUCCCAUUACGGAUUCAAAUAACUCUUCAAACAUCAGUGCAGAUGAUAUCACUGUUCCUGGGUCUGAUUCAUCAACCAAAACGCUACACACUGACAAUUCUGAUAUCUCUGACAUCACUUAUUCAGACACAUUUGUUAGUUCUUCUGAUGCAGAUGAGACUGAUCAAAAGAAUACAUGCAAAUCUUCAGUUAAUUCUUUGAAUUCUAGCAGUGAUGUAAUCUAUUCAGAUACAUUUGAAGCAAGUGGAACUAGCCUUGUAUAUACUGCAAAUGAUAGAACACUUACCAGUGAAUCCCAUGAAGAAUCUUUCUGCGAUGAGUCUAGUAAGGAAGAUUCUUAUGAUGGAAUCCAAAAGGAUUUAUAUUCCAGGAGCCAAAGAUCUGUGGCCACCACCAAUGAUACUAUUGUGGAAGAGCAGACAGGGGAUGAGGUUAGCUCCAAAAUAACAGAUUUUGACAAAGAGAAAGAAAAUUAUAUAAGGCAUAUUCUUAAAAGAUUCCAAAAUGGUAAGAAAAUUGGCAGCGCAGAUGGCAAGACUUUUAGCAAUAUCAAUAAAGAGUGUAUGAUGCCGGAACCAAACGCUAAUGACUUUUGUAAGAAAAUGCUGGAAAAGGUGAAAGGUAUGUUAAAGGUCUACAGUUUCAUGGUUACCAUUCCCAUUUGCUAUUAUUGUCAUCAUUAUCAUCAUAUCCAUCAUCGUUGUCAUCAUCAUUGUCGUCGUCGUUGUCGUCAUCAUCUUCAUUAUUGUAACGAUCUGUGUGUUGUGAUAAAGCAAAUAACAAGUUUGUACUUUUCAUACACUGGAAUAUUAUAA